This is a messenger RNA of Hibiscus syriacus, 373 nucleotides long. RefSeq lists its product as uncharacterized. NCBI's taxonomy places the organism in Eukaryota, Viridiplantae, Streptophyta, Magnoliopsida, Malvales, Malvaceae. The transcript has a single exon. The record is from RefSeq and is a predicted model, not a curated record. The coding region runs from base 59 to 373 and encodes 104 amino acids.
UUUUACCAUAAAAUCCAGUUCAUCCUUCAAUCAAAAACCUUACAUUUCCGGUGCAAAAAUGGCUUCCAUCUACAGCUGUAGGGAGUGCGGAACCGACCUGAACCUAAGAACAACCCAUUAUUCCCUCAGAUUGCUACUUCGAGGCGGGAAACAGGGCACCCUUUCUUUCGCCAUGGUCGACGAGACCAAGUUCAACUUCGAGAAAGAAGAUAAGCUCAGGCCUUUUUUCGAGACCAUUGAUUACUGGGGAAUCCAACGGAACCGAACCAAGAUCAAGUACAACGGCUGUGGUAAACUCGUGGGUCAUAUUUAUGAUGACGGCCUUCCUCUCACGGAUAGUCCCGGUCAGUGGCAUUUGGGCCGAGUCAGGUGA